Messenger RNA from Aegilops tauschii subsp. strangulata, 600 nucleotides. Lineage: Eukaryota; Viridiplantae; Streptophyta; Magnoliopsida; Poales; Poaceae. The record is from RefSeq and is a predicted model, not a curated record.
AUGGCUCUGCCUCGCCCACCGUCGCGCCGUCCUCUGACCCCCGUCGACCAGCGCAUCCCCAGCAUCCAGGAGCGUUGGCUGGCCGCGCUCCAGAACUCGGGCCGGGACCUGGCGUCGGCGUUGCGAGCACCGUCCCCCAUCUGCUGCCGGCCACCACGAGCGCCGGACAAUGCGGUGCCGGCCGUUCCUGCUCCGCCGCCGAUUCCGGACCUCGUGGUCCUAGGCUCGGCGCCGGCGGCGCCGUCCACGGAGCCGCCGCGUCUUGGGACCCUGUUGGGCAUGGGGGUUUUCUUGACCCCCAUCCAAGGUUUUUCUCCUGUCGGCAGGUCGUCCUCCUCGACCUCCGGCGUGGCCAUGAGCACGGGGCCGAUGCCGCAGGCCGUUGCCAGGGCCGGCUCCUCCUCUGCUCCGCCACCUCUCUCCUUCCCGCCGGGGUUUUCACCCCGGCCUCAGUUCACUGCGACUGCGCAUGCUCCGAAAAAUGCAAUUCCGUCCAAGCCAGUCCCCGUCUUCCUCCUGCUCGCCAUCUAUACCGCGGCGACCAGCGGCAAGCCUUUGCUCAUGACGAUCACCAAGGAAGGCGUGUCCACGACGCUCUAA